Molecule: messenger RNA, 1377 nt
Organism: Clarias gariepinus (North African catfish)
Lineage: Eukaryota; Metazoa; Chordata; Actinopteri; Siluriformes; Clariidae
Gene: qpct
Product: glutaminyl-peptide cyclotransferase
Exons: 7
Coding region: 10-1110 (366 amino acids)
Molecular function (GO): zinc ion binding; glutaminyl-peptide cyclotransferase activity
Source: RefSeq, a predicted model, not a curated record
ACCGGGGUGAUGAGGAGCGCUGUGAGAUCCGGUACAGCCAUGCGGUUCUUCGCGCUGAUCGGCAUCUUUUUAACAUGUACAGACCAUAUCUAUGGCCAAAUACAGUGGACACAAGAAAAGCUAUACCACAAGGCGAGCUCUCUGAGUUCUGAUGAUCUGUUAAGUGUUCUGGCUCUAACAGACACUGACCGCAUGUGGAAGAAUGACCUGAAGCCCAUGCUGAUGGUGCGCUAUCCUGGCUCUCCAGGAAGCCAAGCAGUGCAGAAGCAAAUAAAAUCUACUCUGAGCUCAUUGAAAGCAGGCUGGGAAGUGACUGAGGAUCGUUUCCAGAACUGGACACCUUAUGGCCAGAUGCCUUUCACCAACAUAAUCGCCACUCUUAACCCUAGUGCUAAGCGGCGCCUAGUGCUGUCUUGUCACUACGACUCAAAGUAUUUCCCUCCUCAGUGGCACGGACAGGAGUUUCUGGGAGCCACUGAUUCAGCUGUUCCCUGCUCCAUGCUGUUAGAGAUGGCCAGGGCACUUGAUAGGGAGCUUAAGACACUUAAGGAAACAGAGUCGGACUUGACACUACAGCUGAUCUUCUUUGAUGGAGAGGAGGCGCUGUAUCAGUGGACUUCUACUGACUCUCUUUAUGGUUCCCGACACCUAGCAACCAAAAUGGAGAACACGGCACACCCUUUGGGAGCUAAAGACACAAACCAGUUAGAUGGCAUUGAUCUUUUUGUUCUUUUGGACUUAAUCGGAGGUCCGACUCCUCGCUUUGGUAAUCAGUUCUCCAACACUGCCAGGUGGCUCUUCAAGCUCCAAAAUAUUGAGCGGCGCCUGCAUGCACUGGACCAUCUACUGGAUCAUCCUAACGAAGUGCAGUACUUCUGGCCCAACAUGCCUGUGGGUCCUGUACAAGAUGACCACAUGCCUUUUCUUAGCCGAGGGGUCCAUGUGCUUCAUCUUAUCCCUAAUCCAUUUCCCUCUGUGUGGCAUACAUUUGAUGACAAUGAGGAGAAUUUGGACCGAGCCACGAUCCAGAACCUCAACAAGAUUUUGCAGGUCUUUGUGCUCGAAUACCUCAACAUGAAAAGCCAAGAUCUGCUCACUCAGGCACCCUAAUGUUCCUUUGUCUUAUGCCUAAUCAGUAACAACCGCACUAUGAAAUCUUGUUACCACAAAGUACCACAUAAUUUCGUAUUCUUGACACUAUGGUGUUAUUUAGGAUCAAUUGUCUAUUUUUGUGUGUUCAUUAAUAACUCUAUAUUGUACAACAGGACCAACUAUGAUUACUGAGAUCAGUAUAAUCAGUAUAUUAGUAAGCAUUGACAUUCUGCCUGGUGUAAUGUGAGACUUCUUCAAUCUGUAAUAAAUAUUACUGUUCUAGGA